Molecule: messenger RNA, 1017 nt
Organism: Carya illinoinensis
Lineage: Eukaryota; Viridiplantae; Streptophyta; Magnoliopsida; Fagales; Juglandaceae
Exons: 4
Coding region: 140-610 (156 amino acids)
Source: RefSeq, a predicted model, not a curated record
ACAUUUACCCAUAUAGUAAAGCUUGGUGGGUAGUGGCUAUAAAAAAGGGCGGUGCAUUUCUAAUCUUCUUCCUUGUUUUCUCAGAGGUAUCUUCUUCUUCUUUUAGAGAGAGAGAAAGAGAGAGUGAGAGAGAAGAGAGAUGGGGAAUUGUCAAGCCAUUGACGCAGCAACAUUAGUGGUACAACAUCCAAGUGGGAAAGUGGACAAAUAUUAUUGGCCUGUGAGUGCUAAUGAGAUCAUGAAGAUGAAUCCUGGCCACUAUGUUGCUCUUCUCAUCUCCACCACCUUAUGCCCUUCUAAUAAUGACAAGGAAGAAUGCCAGGUUAAGAAUAAUGACAGCAACCACAACAGCAAAAACCAGCAGGUUCGUUUGACUAGGAUUAAGCUUCUCCGGCCGACAGACACUCUUGUUCUUGGCCAAGUUUAUAGACUCAUCACCACUCAAGAGGUCAUGAAAGGUUUGCGGGCAAAGAAGCAAGCAAAGAUGAAGAAAAACUAUUCAGAAUCAGCAGAGAAGCCAGAGAGGGUGGUGAAAGAGAAGCCGGAUUCUCGAACAGUCACAGCAGCAUCUAGAACAUCUGAACUGGAGAAGGACAACCAUACAAGUUGAAGCAGAGAUACCUGAUCAGAUCCUUCGAGUCAGCUUUGGUCCUGAUUGUGACAACACAUGAGAGACAACGAUCGAGGACAGCAGUAUCAAAUACCUCUGCAACAGCCAGGCCAAGAACAUGGCAACCAUCUUUACAAAGCAUCUCAGAGGCUGCAAGUUGACCAUGCUUUUAACAAGUUGUUAAGGAGAGAAGGGCAGUGGGGUUACUGCAUGACAUCUAAAACCUCUGACAAAUAAUUUUGGGGUAUUCUGGGAGGCCAAUUGUGAUCUUGAGAGAUCAAGGACUUCUUUUUCGAAUUGCUGAUCUGGGUAAUGUAAUGCAUAGCUGUGUAUAGCAAAGGGGCACAUAUCCAACAUUAGUGUAAUUGAGUGCUUUUCUGAAAUGAGAUUAGACUCCAUUUUAUAUA